Pan troglodytes (chimpanzee) is the source of this 9872-nucleotide messenger RNA. RefSeq names its product death associated protein (gene DAP). NCBI's taxonomy places the organism in Eukaryota, Metazoa, Chordata, Mammalia, Primates, Hominidae. Gene Ontology annotation, biological process: negative regulation of autophagy; apoptotic signaling pathway; cellular response to amino acid starvation. The coding region runs from base 7738 to 8046 and encodes 102 amino acids. Gene Ontology annotation, molecular function: death domain binding. The transcript has 4 exons. The record is from RefSeq and is a predicted model, not a curated record.
UUAAAAAAACUUAUUCAUAAAAAUUAAUUCUUUCUUGAAUGUAGUCAAAACGUCCAUAUGGCCAGUAAGAGAAGAUACAACAUGCUCCUUUGGAGGAAAAAAUAACCCAGGCCAACAGCCUCUUCUUUGAGACCUUCUUCAUUUCAAAGCCUGUGAAAACAGCCCUUCUGAAAAAUGGUGUCACUAAUGCUAUCAAAACUCUGAGAUUGCCAAAACUACCUCUAGGAGGCACAUAGUACAGCACGAGGGCUGUAAAUGCUAAGACAUAAUAUUGAAUAACUAUUUGAAUCUUUAAGUAAGAUAGGUAUUGUGGCCUCCAAUAUGGAAAUGUAAUUACAGAAUGCAUAAGUAGCUUGCACAAGGUCAAAUAAUGACUCAAUGCAAGAGCUAGACAUAAAAUUUUCCUUACCACUUCCCAUUUCUCUGCUAAAACACAUUUUUUAUAAAUAACUUACAAAGCAUUCGAAAUUCCCUAGAAAAUCAAUAUUCAUGGUUGUGUUACUCUCAACUUUUUUGAAGUUUCUAUUUUCUAACUUUUAAAUAAAGAUAAGAGGAAUAUUUUGCCAAGGUUCAGCCUGGUUAUUUUUUUCUUCGAAUACUGUUAACUAAAGUAUAACCUCAUAUGUGACUAAAAUGGACCUCCAUGCUCUUUAUUAGCUGUUGAAUUACUUUUGAAAAAUGCCUGAAACUGUCACUGAGUGAUAAGUUGAGGCCCAAUGAAAUCCCAAAGAUCCCUCACUUGUGUGUGUGUGUGUGUGUAAAAUAUAUUCUAUCAUUUUUAUUUGAUUUUGAGAUAUGUAUAUCCUCUUCAAGUGUUUUAUGUGUAUGUGUGUAUGUCAAAAAAUUACAUUAAAAUUAAUUUAAAGCCUACACUACAUAGUAUAAUAAGAAAUAUCCUGGAUGUUACAAAGCAAAGUCAAGAAUGACUGACGCUCUCCCCUUAUGAGCAAAAUUAACAAUGGAGGAGAAAUCAGAGAAAUCCUGGGUCAUUGUCUUGGUCCAUUUUAUGCUGCUAUAACAGAAUACCUGAAACUGUGUAAUUUAUAAAAAACAAAUAUUUAUUUCUCACAGUUCUGGAGGCUGGGAAGUCCAAGGUCAAGGGCCCCACAUCUGGUGAAGGCCUUCUUGGUGUGUCAUCCCAUGGCGGAGGGUGGAAGGGCAAGAGAACACAUGAAAGAAGAGGAAGGAGGGCUGAAUUCAUCCUCUUAUCGGGAGCCCACUCCUGUGAUAACAGCAUAAAUCCAUUCAUGAGAACAGAGCCCUCAUGAGCCAGUCACUUAUUAAAGAUCCCACUUCUCAACGCCAUUGCAUUGGGGAUUAAGUUUCCAACACAUGAAUUUUGGGGGACACAUUCAAGCCAUAGAAGCAGUAAAUAACAAUACAAAAUUCUCAUCUAUCAGACAACAGCACAAGAAGACAGGAAACAGAAACCAGCCUGGAAUAAGAAAGCAAUAUUCAUUGAAGUGAUUGUUAUGUGGGAUUAUUUUAAUACACACUGGGACUAUUCGUAUAUUUCAUGAAUGCUGAUAAAAAGAAACUCCCUUUGCAGUAAUAACAGUACAUUCUCUAGUACAUUAUGGCUUACAAAACACUUUUAAAUGUACAAUGGAUAAGAUAGCAAGAGCUGGGUUCUCUUGGGUCUCCCCACACUAGCUACCAAUCCUUGCACCAAGCUUAAAAAAUCCAGCUACAGAUCCAAUUUCUCCAUCAAAAAAGGGCAGAGAACCCCCUGUGUCUCAGGAUCCUGUAGGGGGUAAGUGGGGUGACACGGAGCUGUACAGGCAUAAUCAUGUUUAGUCAAAGCCCUUAAUUCUCACAACCUUCCUGGGAGAGGCAUUAGCGUUCACAUCUCUGACUUGCAGAUGAGGACACUGAGACUCAGAAAGGUUUAGUGCUGUAGCCACGGACACAAAAUACACGUCUGGAGAAGAGAAUCUGCAUUUUCCGUUUCUUCUUCAAAUACUUUUUCUAGCGCUUACAACAUUCACACUAAGUGAAUUUACCACCAUUUGGGAUUAGAAAACAGCCUAUUUACGGGUGGAUCAUCUGAGCUCAAGAAUUCAAGACCAGCCUGGGUAACAUGACAAAACCCCGCCGCUACCAGAAAUACGAAGAAUUAGCUGGGCGUGGUGGCAUGGGCCUGUAGUCCCAGCUACUUGGGAGGCUGCGGUGGGACAAACACCUGAGCCUGGGAGGCAGAGGUUGCAGUGAACCGAGAUCGUGCCACUGCACUCCAGCAGGGGUGACAGAGUGAGACCCCAUCUAAAGAGACCUCAUCUAAAAAAAAAAAAAAGAGAGAGAGAGAGAAAACAGCCUAUUUAGAGAAGAAAAGAAAAUGGUCCCAAAACUCUAUUUAGAAGUCAGCCCCCACUUGGGGGAAUGGAACUGGGGCUUAGAAAAUCCAGCUUUGGGUCCCAGGUCACACUCACCAGAGUUGCAUCCCACAUAAGUCCAACAAUGCUUCUCUUCUCCAUUUUGUUUGUUUUUGUUUUCUUUGGUACAUCUUACUCCUACUGUUAUUGUGAGAUGCAAAUAAGAUCAUUCAACAAUUCUCAUCCUAUCUACUGAGUAUGUACAUCUACAUAGAACAUCUACAUAGUACAUCUAUAUCACCAGUGGGUGAUGCCUGACAUUUAUCCUCAGCAUCUAGGGCUGGAGGGGCUGGACACUCCCAUGCAUGCAUGCACACACGUGUGCACACACAUAUGCACACACAAAGUAUUUACAAGAUAAAGCAAAUGUCAGAAAAGAUCAGUGGCCAUGUGCCAUCUAUAUGCUAUAUACAUUUUUCAUUCUCUGUUUAGUCAUCAUUGGCUACUCUUCAUUUAGGUAGCAGUUGUAAGAAAUUAAAUGUAUCUAUGUUCUAGAAUUAUGGGGAGAAAAUAACUGUUGAAUGCUUCUUCUGUGCCCACCAUGGUUUUAGGUGCUGGGAAUACCUAGUGGGCAAGAUGGAUUAGGUUUCUCCCCUCAUGGAGCUGACAUUCUAGUCAGUGGAGAAAAACAAUAAGCCAGCAGACAGAUAAAUGAGGAAUUUCAGAUGAGGAUAGAGUGCUAUAAAGACAGUAAGACAGAGCAGGCCCCUUGAAAAGCUGAUUCCAGAAUGAGAAGAACUUAACUACGCAAGGAUCUGGAAGAGACAGUUCUCGGCAGUGGUGUUGUAGGACUUUCUUGUUAGCCUAGCUAAAAACAGCAUCCUUGUCACGUAACCACGAAAGAUUAGGCUCACAGACACUUUGAAGGGUGGGGAAAAUGGAAUUUAUUAGGCAAAAAGGAAAAAAAGGAAACAGGGACUUUCAGCAAAGCAAGAGUCCUGCUAGCCGGUUUCCCGCGUCACAGAUUGAAUCCCAGGUUCCACCCGGGAAGAGAAGAGGUCAGGCUCCUGUCCCCUGCAAAGGGCGUGAACUUCUGUGGCUCCACCCCAUCUUCCGGUGUGCAGGUAGUCAGAGUUUCCCUGCGGACCCCUUUAUGCUUGGCUGUCUCAGUGGGAGUGGCUAACACAAAGUCCCAAGGGGAAGAAUUGGCUUGUCCUGCUAGAGGAACCUCAGAAAGGCCAGUGUGGCCAGAGGAGCCAAGAGGGAGGAGCUCACAAUUGGGCAGGACCCCCAUCAUGCAGGGUCUGGUAGGCCAUGUGUGCUAGGGAUUGCAUUUGGCUGCCCAUGAAGACACCAACCACACGGACUUUAUUUAAUAGAAAUUUGUUUCCCACACAACAAAAAAGUCUGGACGAGGAGUCCACAGCUCUGAAGUGCCUCCAUGGACCCUCAGAUUCCCACAUGCCUUUGACCUUCCUGCUCUGUCACCUUUAGCAUGUGAUUUUCAUGCCUUUGAUUGCCUCACAGUUGCGAUAUGAUUGUUCUACCUUUGGCCUUCUGUCUGAAUUCAAGGUGGUACAAAUGAUGUCACCAGGAGGAAGGGGUGUCCCCAUAUUAAGAAUGUAAAUUUCCCCCAAAACCCCCCAGCAGAUUUCCAUGGUCAGAACUGUGUCACUUGGCUACCCCUAGCUACAAAUGAAGCUGAAAAAUAAAUGUCUUUUUUUUUUUUUUUUUUUUUUUUUUUGCGAAGUUCACUACCUUCUUAACGGUAUUUCCUUCAUUAGAAAUGCUAUUGAGUAGACAGAUUAUUCCACACUGUAAUGAGUAGCUUGGAUUGUAUUCUAGAGGAGAAGCUAUUUGCUGGUAGGUGGGAGAAUCAGGAGUUCUUUGAACAUGUGAAAUUAACUUCGCUGUCACACUGUCAGGAGCAGAAUGUAUCUGAAUCACAUAGCACCCAAAUAUAAUAUGUUAGUGGCAGUGAAUCUGUAAGAGUCUGCAGCAACCUCAAUUCUUGCCUCUUCAGAAGAAAAUUCAACUGAGGGGUAUAAAGCAGAAAGAGAGACUGAGGCAACUUUAAAGGAGGAGUGAAAGUUUAUUAAAAAGCUUUAGAUCUGGAACAAAAGGAAAGUACACUUGGAAGAUGGCCAAGCAGGUAACUUUAGAGAUCAAGUGCACGGUUUGACCUCUGACUUAGGGUUUUAUACACUGGCAUACUUCUGGAGUCUUGCAUCCCUCGUCCCCUGAUUCUUCCCUUAGGGUAGGCUGUCCACAUGCGCAGUGACUUGCUAGCACUUGGAAAGUGAGCAGGGGCAGUGUGUUUUUUGGAGGUGUACACGUGCUCACUUGAGGCAAUCUUCCCUUACCAGCCCCAUGUUCCUAGAAGGUCAUAUACCAGUCAAACGUUGCCAUUUUGCCUCUCGAUGUGUGGCAAAGAGAUCUUACCAGGAAGCUGCUGAUCACCACUUUCAGGUUUUUUCUACCUACUGGGAGACUGCCUUUCCCUGGCACUGACUGCAACCAAUUAUUAUUUUAGAGAAACAGUGUAACAACUUCCUGACCAUCACUUGAUGGUCACACAACAUUUCUGGUGGUGUGGGUUGUGGGGGAAGAGUCCUCUCCUGCCCUGCUCAGGCCGACUAACUACCUACUGUAAGACAACCAGAGGUUCCCAAUCAGUACAACCCUGGAGAACAGGUCACAGGCAAAGAGACACAACCUGUCAGACCUCAGGGCAGUCCAGGGGCCACCAGGGCCCCUCUGGAGCUCUGCUCCUUCCUGUGAAGGCUUUCUCCCCCACCCCCCAGGGUUCCUUACCAAUAGCAUUUGUUAUUGAGUCUAAGAUGCUGUGGCUCAUAACAUGCAACUUUGUUUUAGGUACCACUAAGGGUAAAAACACUACCAAUUAAAUGAUACCACAAUGUGCUCUUUCAACUUAAAAUUUUCAUUUUAUACUUCCAAGAAAUAGUUCUUUAGGCUUAAGACAUAAGACAAGUUUUUAACUAUAUAGCACUUUUGCACAUACAUAAAAAGGAAAUUACUCAUGAAAUUAAUCAGUUAGGUAUCCUUAAACCUUUAAGAACGUGAGUGAUGUGCUAUCUCUUUAAAGAGUAACCCAGUAUUAAUUUCAGGAUUCUCUUCUAAACUGUGGCACCCACUUGGAAGUUUGGAUGUGAAUGCAAGACAAUGGCAAGCAUAUCAUGACUGCAGCCUGGCCAACAAUUAUCCUAUUACCGGUGUUGAAAUGUGUGUAUGGAGUGGGGAAUGCAAGACCAAUGUAUGCUAUGUGCAUCUCCAUGUGUGCCCUGAUGCACAGAGUUGCGCAGCACUGAGUUAGACAACAAAUAGAGAAGCCAAGGUGGCGGUGGUGAGUCUGGAGUUCAGUGGAGGGGCAGAAAGAGAGAAAUUAGGUUGCAGAUGUGGCACCCAUAAGCGUCUGCAGGUGGUGGCGGUGGUGAGUCUGGAGUUCAGUGGAGGGGCAGAAAUAGAGAAAUGAGGUUGCAGAUUUGGCAUCUGUAAGCAUCUGCAUGAUAGUCAUCCACACGGGGCUGCAUGUGACUAUCUAUGGGAAGUCUAGAUAGAGAAGAAGGCCAAUGCUGAGCCUUGGGAUACUCAAAUGUUUAUAAAUCUAGAAGAGGGCAAACUGCCAAGCUGACAGAGUGAGUAGCCAGGGUGGCCAGAGAACUGGAGGGUAAGGCAGUGAUGUGGCACCUCCGGAGCAAAGGAGGAGGGGGACGGCCAGCUGCAUCAAGUGCUGCUAAGAGCUCAAAUAGAAUGAAAGUAGAAAAUGACCAUUGGAUCUGGCAGCACAUAGGUUAUAAGUGACUUCCACAAAAGGACCUCCCAUGGUUGAGGGCAGUGCAGCAGAACUUGAUGAAAACCAGACAAACUGGACUGGAGGGAGUGACAAGAGAUGAGGAGCUCAGCCUCCCUGAACAGUUUUGUUGUCAAAGGGAAAAGUACAGCCAAGAGAGGGGUGGUGUUUCCUUCGCUAAAGAGAUUAGGCCUGUGUGAAUGCGAAUCCAGCAAGGCAUUGCGGAAGUUAACAGCAGUUGCAAAGCACUGGGGCAGGCGGGAAGAACACGAUCCAAGGCACGAGAGCCAGGGGUCAGCCACGGCAACAGGUAGAUGAUGGUGAAAACCAGAAGUUUCUGAGAGUGGUCUCAAUUUAGGAAGUUUAUUUUGCCAAGGUUAAGGACGUGCAUUGACACAACCUCAGGAGGUUCUGAUGACAUGUGCCCAGGGUGGCCAGGAAACAUCUCGGUUUUAUACAUUUGAGGGAGACAUGAGACAUCAAUCAAUAUGUAAGAUGUAGGUUGGCUAUUUAGGAGGUAAAAUGUGAAGUGGAGGCGUCCGGGUCAUAGGUACAUUUAAAGAUUUUCUGAUUGGCAACUGGUUGAGAGUUAUCAUCUAAAGACCUGGACUCAGUAGAAGGGAAUGUCCGGGUUGCAUGAAGGAGUUGUGGAGACCAAGGUGUUAUCAUGCAGAUGAAGCCGGGAAUACACUGCAAAUGUUUCUUAUCAGAGUCCUCUAUUAGUCUUAGGGUCUCCGUGCGGAUGUUUGUGAGGCCAUGUUUGACUUCCGCUUCCCAUCAAGGCCUGAACUAGUUUUUCAAGAUAACUUAGAAGGCCACAGGCGGAGGGGAGGGUCCAGCCGUUGGCUGCAGGGCUUAGAAUUUUAUUUUUGGUUCAUAACGGAGGAGGGCAGGGACAGAAGCCACCGUCUCUGCUCCCCAGCGCUGGCCCUCACUCGGAAAGCAGGCUCUCCCCUCUCAUCGUCUUUUAACAAAUUCCUGCUCUCUCGGCCCCCGUCGCUGCCAUCUGGGCUCUCCUUUCCGCGCUUCAUUAGGCGCUGCCGCGGCAGGGGCUGAGGGCCUCAGGGGACGGUCGCCUCCCUGCCGGGACGCCCCGGCCCUGGCCCGCACUGUGGGGCGCCGUCACCCAGCCGUCGCCGCGUAGCCAGGAGCCCGGCUGAGCGCGUUCGCUGCAGGAGCCAUCCUCAGCUGGGCGCUACUUAACUUCCCGCAACUCCAGUCCCCGCAGCCAGUCGGGGAGCCCGCCUCCCUCUCCUUCCUUCUCCCUCUCACUUCUUCACCCCUUCUCUCCCCUCCCUCCUCCUCCCCCGCCUCCGCCCUCGGCCACAGCAUCCGACGUGGCGCGGCCGGCUGCGCAGGCACCGUAUGCUUGGCUCGCGGCCCGGCAGGGCGGGCGGGCCGCGGUGACGUCAGUGCGCAUGCCGUCGGUGGGCUCGGCUGCGCCACGUCGGCGCGCGGCGGCCGCGCCCCCUUAACGGCAGUGGUACUCACUCGGCUCGCGCGGCCCCGGCGCCCCACGCGCGCGCGUCGCUCUCCCGCCCGCUCGCUCCCCGGCGCUCACACCUGAGCUCACUCGCGCACUCCCGCUCGGCCCCGCGGAAGCUCCGCCGCGCCAUGUCUUCGCCUCCCGAAGGGAAACUAGAGACUAAAGCUGGACACCCGCCCGCCGUGAAAGCUGGUGGAAUGCGAAUUGUGCAGAAACACCCACAUACAGGAGACACCAAAGAAGAGAAAGACAAGGAUGACCAGGAAUGGGAAAGCCCCAGUCCACCUAAACCCACUGUGUUCAUCUCUGGGGUCAUCGCCCGGGGUGACAAAGAUUUCCCCCCGGCAGCUGCGCAGGUGGCUCACCAGAAGCCGCAUGCCUCCAUGGACAAGCAUCCUUCCCCAAGAACCCAGCACAUCCAGCAGCCACGCAAGUGAGCCUGGAGUCCACCAGCCUGCCCCGCAGCCCCGGCUCUGCUGCACUUGGUAUUUCCCCGACAGAGAGAACCAGCAGUUUCUCCCAAAUCCUACUCUGCUGGGAAAUCUAAGGCAAAACCAAGUGCUCUGUCCUUUGCCUUACAUUUCCGUAUUUAAAACUAGAAACAGCUCCAGCCCAAACCUUGUUUAUGGGGAGUCCGGUUGGAUGUCAUUUGAGGAUCAUUGUGCCCCUAGAGGUGCCAUUAGCAGAAUUUGCCAAGAUCCGAGAAAAACUUUAGCUUUAGUUCUGUUUCAGCAGUCACCUGACGUCCUUGUCUAUGGUCUUCAAAACAAGAAGGCACACAUUUGAGAAGAUGAGAUUAAGGUUAGGAGAAAACCUCAGUCAUUACAUGCUUUUUAGUAUGGGCCAAUAAAAUCUUAACACCUGUGGGAGAGUAAGAACUAAGGGAAUGAGUUUGGCCGGCCCCUCAGAAAGGACCUUAGAGGCAGGCAACAGCAAUGCCAAAUUUCCCUCUCUCGUGAGAUGGGGGAAUCCUGUGCAGGCUGAUGAGGCACCCAUGUGAAAAGCCGAAAAAGCAUGCAUCUUAGAAAUAGCCCCUGAAUUCCAGAAGUCAACAUGCCAAAGAAUGAGGCUGGAGACAGGUAGCUCCGAGGGAGGACUUCUGGCAUGAGAUCUCGGCACGGCAAGCCCAGCAUCGCCUCAGCCCAGACAGGCUCCACCAGGAGAUCAAGCAAGGGCUGCCUUUCAGGAGUCACCUCCUGAGCCACUUCAGAGUUCUGGAAGUGACCACGGACCAGGGUGGAGGAAUAGACUUCUAGUUCAUUCUGGGACACUUGAGCCAGAGAGUUGAAAGCUUGGAAAGACCAGAUAAGAAACCUGCCCUUUGUCUCCCUAGGGACAUGAGACACCACAUUCCAUUUGUGCUAGAAAAACCUAUCCACUGAUGAGUCUAACUGUUCCAAACGCCUCCCACCCGGUGUGCACAGCUGCCUGGGUCCAUUGUCACUUGGGUGCAUCAGGUUGUCCUCUGAUUUUUAGAUGAGUUUCCUGUCUAGAGAUGUCCUAGUCUGCUCACUGGCUGGUGGCAGUAGGGUACCCUGCGUCUUCGAAAAGCCAGAGGGUUCACCUAGUCAGACGAAACUCCAGAACAGUGCUUGUGGAGGGCCUGACUGUCCUGCUCACCCACAGCCGAUCUGCUGCAGGUCAGCAACUGUGUCAUGAGCAGCUGCCAACCACCAGCCUUUCUGGUGCUGUUCUCCAGUUCACGUCUGCCAGCUGGUGAGGGCAGAGGCAGACCUGGUCAGACCCAGCGCCCCUCCUCCCUGAGGGAGCAUGGCACAGCCUCACACUUGAAAGACGGUGUUUGGUUUCCCAUCUAAUCAACUUAAGGGAAGCCGGCAUGUACCCUUCAAGGCCCUGUCACCACCUAUUUCCUGAUCAGUUGGUAUAAACUGAGGGUGGCUUUUAGAGACCCAGACUUGGUCGGCAGCGCUGCCAUGGAACACCCCAGCAAGCACCUCCCAGCCUGCCUUUUGGAGCAGCACCCAGGAGGGGAUGCCGCACUCCAGCAACACCAGGUCAGGCCUGUGCAGACCCCUGCCCUGCCACUGCAGAAAUCCAGAAGCAUCCUUAAUGCUUCGCAGACUUCAGCCGGAGGGAGGGCUGUUAUUUCCAGAGGUGCGCUUUUUAUGUACUUUUAGCUAGAUGUGGCAUGCAUCUGUGAGCUUUAGAUCAUUAAAUCCAAAAUGUUUGCCUAAAUGAGUUUAUCAGUUGUUAACUUCAAGAAUAUUAAUGAUUUAUAAUAAAGCUCCUGCAUUUCUCUCCA